AUUAAUUGUAAAUCUCUUGACAUCGUGACGUAAGGAUUAUCGUUCGCUCAUACAUGAUAGUAAUAAAUAUUAAAUAUUCCGUUUCUAGUAAAGAGGGAUUUUUCGGUGAACAUUAUUUUAUGUACAAAUCCAGGUUCAAAUUCUUGUUGCUCCAAAAGUCAUGUGUAGAAAUUUACAUGUUGAACGUGGUCUUGCGGCCAUAAAUUUUGGAAUUUUGUGUAAUGAUACGCGUGCAUCGUAUUAUUUUUUUAAAUUUGUUGAACUGUACUUUUAAAUAAGUUAAGGGUAUGGCUUAUCCUCCCUGCGAAUACCUUGCAUGGAUCUUUAUUGAAACAUCCGAGUACAGCUUCUUCAUUCUCGUUUGAAUAAGCUUGAAUAAGUUUGAAUAAUUUUUCAUGUUUUUCAUCAAAUUUUCUCGAUUUAACAUUAAUGACCUUGUUUGUCUACAUUAUUUACUAUAUUAUACAUUUUUACAUUUUUUUACAUAUUUUAAAACAACUGAACACAAACAAAUGCAAAAAAUUGACAGAUAGUUUGGUAACAUGGAGUACUUAAACGAAGAAUACUGCGAUAUGUUUCUAAUUUACGGCGAAUAUGGUCAAAAUUCCGAAAUGGCUGCACGGGAAUAUGCCAGGCGUUUUCCGCAUCGCAGAGCACCCUAUCCUAGAGUAUUUACGCGCUUAAUAAAUCGUGUAAGACAAACAGGAUCAGUAAUGCCAAAUCGACAAGAUGACGGUGCAGGACGAUAUUAUGAAGCUUAUUCUGUCGAAAAUGAAGAAGCUGUACUCGCUUGUUUUAAUGAAGAUCCGUGUACAAGUAUUCGUAUGAUAAGCCGUACUCUUAAUUUAUCGAAAACUACAGUUCAUCGAAUAUUAAAAAAUAAUAUUGUUACGCCCGUGCUCAGAUGCGACGCCCUGGGAGUGCGCGCCAGCCGCGGGCUGAAGUCGCGGCGGUUUAAAAGAUCGGUCGCGAAGGACCGAUGCGCGGUUGUUGAUUAUUGAUUUUGUGAUUCUGUC
Vollenhovia emeryi is the source of this 1016-nucleotide messenger RNA. RefSeq lists its product as uncharacterized. Gene Ontology annotation, biological process: regulation of DNA-templated transcription. Lineage: Eukaryota; Metazoa; Arthropoda; Insecta; Hymenoptera; Formicidae. The coding region runs from base 543 to 1001 and encodes 152 amino acids. The transcript has a single exon. The record is from RefSeq and is a predicted model, not a curated record. Gene Ontology annotation, molecular function: DNA binding.